UAUAGGGAUUUUGGUUUCUUAAUCAUAUUUUUUUAUUAGCGAUAAAGAUUAUUUUCCAUUUGAACGAUUCAGGUUAAUAAAGUGCUCAAGCCAAUACGAGCUGAGUGUUACCACUUCCACCUACAUAGCUUGUUGUUACUCUUCAAUGAACAUAACAUUGGCACACCGACCUGUAGUCGUUUCAUGGAAAAUUGAUUUUGCAUCUAAUAUAUUCAUUAGCAUUCAGUGUAAAUCAUUAAAGAUAGGAUUUAUUUAAGUUAAUCCCGCGAAAUUACGAGUCGCCGAAACAUAAGUCGGUUUCAGUGUGAUGAAUAUCAUGUUGCGAUAAAUUAAACAGUGCAGUGGUUAUAGUGUCGAAAGUGUAUAAAAAAAUAGCAAUCAUUUAAAAAGUGGAUUGGUGUUGUGUGAAAUGGCUAUGCAGUGUGAUAAAAGCUUGUCUUGGUGAAAUGGACUUCAGCAUAGUGAGGCCCCGUUUAGCUGUGGGCAUCUGGACUCUGGCGUGUCGGAUAUAGACACACAGAUCCACUGAUAUUAUGAAUAAGCGUGAAGGCAAUAAGGACAAGGAACGUCAGAGUGACGAAAAAAGAACUUCCACCGCUACCGGCGCGGUGGGCGGUCGCGGCGGCGGCGGAAGCAGCGCAAUGCACACGUCACGCCAUUCUGUCACCUCAUCCUCGGGCGUCCUUAUGGUCGGCCCUAACUUCCGGGUCGGGAAAAAGAUUGGAUGCGGCAACUUUGGUGAACUUAGGCUCGGGAAAAAUCUCUACAACAAUGAACAUGUAGCGAUUAAGAUGGAGCCUAUGAAGUCCAAGGCUCCGCAAUUACACCUAGAGUACCGAUUUUACAAAUUACUAGGAACUCAUGCCCCUUCGACAGCAGAAGGCAUCCCGGAGGUUUAUUACUUCGGGCCCUGCGGUAAAUACAAUGCCCUGGUGAUGGAACUGCUAGGCCCCUCGUUGGAGGAUCUCUUUGACUUGUGUGGCCGGCGUUUCUCUCUAAAGACUGUACUGAUGAUUGCUAUGCAGCUGUUACAUCGUAUCGAAUAUGUCCACACGAGACAUCUAAUAUACCGAGACGUGAAGCCAGAAAAUUUUUUAAUAGGUAGAACUGCAACUAAACGGGAAAAAAUCAUUCACAUCAUCGAUUUCGGUUUGGCCAAAGAAUACAUAGACUUAGAGACAAACAAACAUAUACCGUACCGGGAGCACAAGUCACUCACGGGGACAGCGAGAUACAUGUCAAUAAAUACACAUUUAGGAAAAGAACAAUCGAGACGCGACGACCUGGAAGCUCUGGGGCACAUGUUUAUGUAUUUUUUACGUGGUUCCUUACCCUGGCAGGGUUUAAAGGCUGAUACACUCAAAGAAAGAUACCAAAAAAUCGGCGAUACGAAACGGGCGACACCUAUCGAGGUGUUAUGCGAAGGUCACCCUGAAGAAAUGGCGACCUAUCUCCGCUAUGUACGACGGCUGGAUUUCUUCGAGACCCCCGAUUAUGACCAACUCAGACGCAUGUUCCGCGAACUGUUCGAGCGGCGAGGCUACGUGGACGACGGCGAGUUCGACUGGACUGGAAAGACUAUGUCAACUCCUGUGGGGUCGAUUCAAACCGGACACGAGAUUGUUGUAUCACCGAAUCGUGGACAUCAAACCUUUCACAAGGAUGAUUUGUGUGAUUAUAUGAUUGGUAUGCUUGAGGACGAUGAGGCGGCCCUUAUAUCCGGAGAGGGGGCUGUAAAAGAUUCUGGUACAGGUGGUACCGCGAACACUGGUGGAAAUUGGCCCCACAGUGGAAAAGCCACGCCCCUUACUGCCGGUCACUUGACACCUGCCGACAGACACGGAUCCGUACAGCAUUUGAAGAAUAAACAUUUUCGGUAUGUCAAAUUUCCUGGACCUGACACCACGGUUGUUAGUUCAACGAACGGCGAGUUAGGUGCGGAUGACCCCACAGCCGGACAUAGCAACACCCCAAUCACACAACCGCACCAUGAAGUGGAUGUUGUCGAUGACACCAAGUCAGUGUUGCAACUACAAUCCGUGUAUUCCAGAUGCUGUUGCUUCUUCAAGCGUAAAAAGAAGAAGUGUGCGACGCGCACGUACAAGUGACGCGUGUGCCCCACGUGACCGCACAGACAUACAUUACAGACAUUUUACACAGUCAUUUACGAACACAUUGCAUACACGCGUUAUUACAUACCUCGAUCGAGUACGCGAUCGGGAAUUGAGGAAAAAUAUUAAAUUACGAUAAAUAUCACCAUUUAAAUAUUUUCUUUGGACGUUAAUAAAACUGAUUUAAUGUAUAUUAAUAAUAAUAUAAAGUACAUAUUAUUCUAAAACGUAUUAUUUGUUCAAAUUCUAUAGAUGGUUUUGACAGUUCGUGAAACUAGUUUGAGUCAGUUCUGAGAUCGCGUACUUAAUCCGCUGUAUAUUUCUCUUCAUUAUACAAAUUAUUACAAAUAAUGUAAUAUAAAAUCCAUUUUAUUCGUAUAUUACAUUUUUCAUGUAUAUAGAAUAUGUAUAAAUAAUUAAGACAGACGUCUUAAUGUAAAAAAGUUGCAAAAUAAACCCCAAAAAAUCAAUUUAAAUUUCUAACAAAAAAGUUUUUUUCCGAUUUAUUAUGAAAAUUAUUUAAUAUUAGUUCAAUGGUUGUUAUUACGUAUAAAAAAGGCAGCUAUAUCAGUUAUAUGAGAAAGCAAUAUUAUUGCAUUAUUUUCUUAAUCUUUCAAAUUACUGAACUAUUUUUCCGAUCGGGGUGCAUAAAUCGUCACAUAAAUAUUUUAUUGAUCUAUAGAUUUUAUAUUAUGACGUCACAUCCGGUCAGCAUACCACAGAUACCCUUCAUAAAUUCACAAAAAUGUGUGUUCUGGUGCGGUUUUUAAUGUUUGUGUUCCCGUCCGUAGCUAUUUUCAUUUCAUCGAAAACUUACGAGAUCGCUUUGUCCGAAUAAGACCAUUCCAACUCGAACAAAAACUAUAGCAUUAUAGUAGACAAUAGAUGUCGCUUUUCACCGUUUAGACGCAAAAUUUUCUUAUCGCAAAUGCAAUGUUUAUUUUUUGUUACAUAAGUAAUGAAUUACCAUAAUAUAAGAUGUCGAUCUAUAAGUUUGUGUGUUAAACUCGUGUCUAUUUUGGCGGCGCGUGUGUUAAACAUUAAACGUUUAUCACAUUGUAAUUUAUUUUCAUUUAUUCCUAAAUGCAUCAUUAAAAACGUCUUCAUAAAAUAACACUGUCUCUUUCGAACUAACGCUAAUUAAUACGUGAGAACGAGAUGGCGAUACUUUGUGUUAAGCACACGCGCCGUAAUAUGCAUAUUGUAGUUGUAAUUUUAUUUAGUCAUCAUAUAAGUUCAAUUCGUGCGAGUUCACUCGGCUCCGUUCAUAGCGCUGCCACUUCCUAUCUUUAUUUAUGCCUAUAUAAUUAGUUUAAGAAUGUAAACAGGCAAUUUCAUGCAAUAAUUAUGUAACGGAAUAUUCAAGUAUGAUUGUGUACGACUAAUUUGGUCUAAUUAUGGAUACGACCAUUACUCAAGGUGAAUGUUUAUAUAGCGUGCAAUAAUUUAUGUAUAAAUUCAUUACAAUAGUUUAAAAUAAUACAUUUGUUUCAAUCGGUGAACCCUGAACUCCUUAAGACUGGUUGAAACAUGUCAUAGCGUAUGUUCCGAAAUAAAAUCUACAGACUGUAACGAAUGACUUGAUGCAUAACAAGUGACGUUGGGUUUCAUUUCGGACGAGCCUUAGUAGAGACCCGCGGUUCAUGUCAAUUGAUAUCAGUUUUUAGGCCUUAAACGAUAUAUCAUUAACAGUAGAGUAAAAUUUUCUGUCGAUUCGAUUGCAACCUCGGUCUGAGUCGAAAGUUCCAAAAAUUAUACUAAAUGUUUUAAUAUCGUUAAGAAUUGACCGUCGUUGCAAUGAGGUGACUGAAUUACAUCGUUUCAGUUAAGUAUUAGAUUAAUGAGUCGUUAGACUGAAAAUCGCCGAUGCGAUAGCGUUGCUAUGGCGACGUGCACGUAUACGUACACGUGCUCGUAAUCGGCGUGCGGCGUGUAUAAAUUGUACAGCUUAGGAACGUUUGUAUAUUUUUGCUUGGACAGAAACGGCAACGAAUAGAGGUUUUGGCCUUUUUGAUUGAUUAGUAUAAUCUUGGUACGUGCAAGCUUUAGAACUCUUGCAGGACUUAUUAACAUGUAUAUGAUACAUCUUAGUGUAUCGGUGCGUUGUUUGUUGCGAGGUUAACUGCUGCUGUGGCGUUAAUUCCAAGUAUUUUUUUGAGUAUAGUCAUCACAAAUCCUAACUCCCGUAGGAAUUUAAUUUCGGCUAAGUAAUGUUAAAAAUGUUUUUGAAGGACGCUCUGUCUUCAUAUUUUUAGAAAAAUAUAGGUAAUACGUUGUACGCUGUAUGAUAAAUUUUAAUGAUGCGUAUAAGUUUUUCUAUGAAUUGUAACAAAGUAUUCUCUCGUUGAUAGAUCAUAAUCAUUGUACAAUCAUAAAAGUGAUAGGUUACAAUAUAAUGAAUCAUUAUCUUAUUAUACCAUAGUCGUACCUAAUUGUUACUUUCUAUUGCUAGAUAGAAUAAUCAAAUUAGAUUGGGUAUAACGUGUGAUCUCUUAACACAAGUUUAAAUUCGACGUGUGUUAAUAAUUUUAAAGUAUAUUGUUGUGUAAAGUGACGAAUCGCAAAGUUUGUGAUCUGAUAGUGGUUCUAGUGAUACGGACCUUCUCAACAAUUGCUAACGAUCAGUGUUUUGUUCGCUUCUCGAGACAAAGUCAUACCAAACUGACCACGGAAGACACGUAAACGUCAUCGAAUUCGCAUUGCUGUUGCAUGCCUUUGUCUCGGGUCAAUUAGUUUGAAUUACAAUAUUUACGAUAUGUACAUAGUUUGGCCGUCUGGUGCCGAAUGAUUGAGAAAACGAUAAAACCGGACAUUGUAAUUGAAACUGAUAUACAAGAUGAUUUUUUUAUUAACGACAACUGCUGUAAGAUGGAAUUAUUAUUCCUCAUAUUUAUUGAAACCAGCACCACAUUUAGAACGGUGCGACGCGUUCUGUGUAGUUAAUUUAAUCGAUAAUUUGGAAGAAUUCGCUUACUAAGUAAGUUUCGGCUUGAGGACGCACGAGAUGGAUUUUUGAGCUAUAGUUAUAUAACUUUAUGUAUUUAUAAUACAUGCUUUCGAAACUGAAUUGAAUUCUAAUUGUUAAGUAUAAAAUAAAUAUUCAUUAUUAUAGAAACAAUUCUCAGUGUUUAUUUUUUCGUAAAAUGUAAAAUUUGCGUAUGCAAUUUGACUUAUAUUCAGUUAUGGUCACAACCUGUUUUCAAAAAUACGAAAAUAUUUGUUAACUCAUAAUUAAAUAAAGCUUAUUAUAAGA
This is a messenger RNA of Pieris rapae (cabbage white), 5364 nucleotides long. It is a transcript of the gene gish, whose product is annotated as casein kinase I. The coding region runs from base 534 to 2108 and encodes 524 amino acids. Gene Ontology annotation, cellular component: nucleus; cytoplasm; plasma membrane. Lineage: Eukaryota; Metazoa; Arthropoda; Insecta; Lepidoptera; Pieridae. Gene Ontology annotation, molecular function: ATP binding; protein serine/threonine kinase activity. Gene Ontology annotation, biological process: positive regulation of canonical Wnt signaling pathway; endocytosis; peptidyl-serine phosphorylation. The record is from RefSeq and is a predicted model, not a curated record. The transcript has 14 exons.